UGUACACACGGCUAAAAUAUGUGAUUUUAGUAUAUUUGUUUCCGUAGAAUUUAAUAAUUUAUUUAAAGGGAUCUAUUCACGGUUUGGUAAAUUGACAAAAUUGAAACAAGUUGUUUCAGAUUCGCAAAUUUUCGUUUUAGUUAUGAUAUUUGUGAGGAAACAGUAUAACUGAACAUUUACCAUAUCCACUAUAGCCAUUAUAUGUAUCUUUUGACGAUUUGAAAACCUAAAAAUUAUAAAGCGUUGCAACGCGAAACGAUUGAAUAAUUUGGAGGGUUCUGUUGUUGUCGUUUAAAUUUACGAAACUACGAAGAUUUCUUAUAUAAGGUAUAAAAUACUUAAACUGUGUAUACCCGGCGGAAUAGCCAAGAGGGCUAAUGCGUUUUUACUUCAGACUUACUCCAGGACUCCGGGGGUCACUGGUUCGAGCCCUGGGCUGCUCAUGCUGCAAUUCGGCGAAACUGUUGGGGAUUAAAGAAACAGAAACAAAUACCGGAAGACUAGCGGAGGCUGGUUCUUGCAGUGAUGGAACCUACUGCGUUGGCAACAACUGUUGUAGGAGCGACACAUCAUCGAAUGUAGGAGGUAUAGCUGGCGGAGUCGUUGGUACGAUAAUAGGUGUCAUCUUUUGGGUCUGCGUCUGUAGGUGCAUUUGUCGUCGUUGUCGCAGCAGUCCUCCGGUGGUCGUGGUGCAGGAGGCCUCUGCGACCCCUAACAUCACGGUCAUAUCUAACACAACACAGAUGGCAAGUAUUCCUCAACCUAUGCCCUACGCCCCUUAUCCCGGGCAACCGGCUCCGUAUUCAGGUCAACCCGGUCCAUAUCCAGGACAACCAGGCGGCUACCCACAACCCCCACCGCAGUACGCACCCGCGUAACGCGUCCACAGGAACGAGGCGUUUCGUUCACAGGAGUGCGGCGUUUGGAAAUCAGGCGAUUGUACAGAGAAAUUACACUACUGAAAUUUAGGAGAAUAAUAUUUGUCAUUUCAAAAACGUUUUGUAGACUAAAACAUGUUACCCUUAAAAAGAGCAAACUAUGUCUGUCAAUGUCAUGCUUAAUUGUCAAAUGAUGUGUUUCCUAUACUACUAUAUUUUGUUAACACUUCACUUUAUUAAUAUUGUUUCAUUUCAAAACUAAAUCAUUAUGUUUUUAUUUCACAAGCUAUCCUUGUGAAAUUGUGAAUGUUGGUAUAUGUUUUAAAUACAAAACAAUAUGUGCGAGUAUAUAUCAAUGUUUUAUAAUGAUAUAAUGCAAAAUUAAAAUUGAAUGUCA
Messenger RNA from Dreissena polymorpha, 1275 nucleotides. RefSeq names its product protein shisa-5-like. The record is from RefSeq and is a predicted model, not a curated record. The coding region runs from base 378 to 878 and encodes 166 amino acids. Lineage: Eukaryota; Metazoa; Mollusca; Bivalvia; Myida; Dreissenidae. The transcript has 5 exons.